This is a messenger RNA of Nymphaea colorata (pocket water lily), 591 nucleotides long. Its product is annotated as DNA-directed RNA polymerases II, IV and V subunit 12. The transcript has 4 exons. Gene Ontology annotation, molecular function: DNA binding; DNA-directed RNA polymerase activity; zinc ion binding. Bases 156 to 314 code for a protein of 52 amino acids. Gene Ontology annotation, cellular component: RNA polymerase I complex; RNA polymerase II, core complex; RNA polymerase III complex. The record is from RefSeq and is a predicted model, not a curated record. NCBI's taxonomy places the organism in Eukaryota, Viridiplantae, Streptophyta, Magnoliopsida, Nymphaeales, Nymphaeaceae. Gene Ontology annotation, biological process: DNA-templated transcription.
AGGUCAAAACCCCAGGUCCCCAACCCAACCGCUCCGAGGGUUUUUCUUUUCCCCUCCCCUUCCGGGUGCAGCCUCUCUUCCUCCCUCUCUCUCACACAGUUUCCGCCCACCAUCGCCGUCGCUUCUUCGCACAGGAAGGAGCAGUUGAGCGGGAGAUGGAUUCUCAGCAGCCUGAACCAGUGAGCUACAUCUGUGGAGAUUGUGGGGCUGAGAAUACAUUGAAGCCUGGGGAUGUGAUUCAGUGUCGUGAAUGUGGAUACCGUAUAUUGUACAAGAAGCGCACACGCCGGAUUGUCCAAUAUGAGGCACGUUAGGGUGCUGUAUUACAUUAGUAUUGUUGAAGUGAUUUGAGUCCUUAAAGAUUGUCGCGUAUGCAAGUGACAAGCAGAUUGAACAGUUUCUCGUAUGCAGUUGGGUGCGUUUUGGUUCAAUGAACUUGGUUGAAAUGGAAAAAAGCUGGAACCGUCUUUGCAGUUAGAGAUCAAUGAAAACUAUAAUCUAAUGUACAGCUUGUGGUUAUGCACCCUUGACUUUUGACCUUUUAAAGGAAAUGACAAUCUCUAUAUAAUGUUCAAUAUGAUUAUUGUACUA